Messenger RNA from Alosa alosa (allis shad), 1213 nucleotides. It is a transcript of the gene ak1, whose product is annotated as adenylate kinase 1. The transcript has 7 exons. The record is from RefSeq and is a predicted model, not a curated record. NCBI's taxonomy places the organism in Eukaryota, Metazoa, Chordata, Actinopteri, Clupeiformes, Clupeidae. Bases 129 to 713 code for a protein of 194 amino acids. Gene Ontology annotation, biological process: ATP metabolic process; nucleoside triphosphate biosynthetic process. Gene Ontology annotation, molecular function: nucleoside diphosphate kinase activity; ATP binding; AMP kinase activity. Gene Ontology annotation, cellular component: cytosol; cytoplasm.
UAAAGCAGCGGAGGGGCGGGGGGAGGCUGCCGUGCAGCAGGGACACUUAGACAAGAGAGCAGCCAGCAGAGCCUCACUGGACAGCCCUCAGCGUUCACACAGAGAGAGAUUAUCCAUAACAGAUCAUCAUGACAGACAAAAUCAAGGGAAAGAAGAUCAUCUUCGUUGUGGGUGGUCCCGGCUCUGGUAAGGGCACCCAGUGUGAGAAGAUGGUGGCUAAGUACGGCUACACUCACCUGUCCUCAGGAGAUCUGCUCCGUGCCGAGGUGGCCUCCGGCUCCGACAGGGGCAAGAACCUCCAGGCCAUCAUGCAGAAGGGAGAGCUGGUGCCUCUGGACACAGUUCUGGACAUGAUCCUGGACGCUAUGGUUGCUAAGGCCGACACCUCCAAGGGCUACCUCAUCGACGGCUACCCCCGUGAGGUCAAGCAGGGCGAGGAGUUCGAGAAGAAGAUUGGUGCUCCCAGCCUGCUGCUGUACGUUGAUGCGUCCGGCGACACCAUGGUCAAGAGGCUGAUGAAGCGGGGCGAGACCAGUGGCAGGGCCGACGACAACGAGGAGACCAUCAAGAAGCGCCUGGACCUUUACUACAAAGCUACGGAGCCCGUCAUCGCCUUCUACGAGGGCCGUGGCAUCGUCAGGAAGGUGAACUCCGAGCUCCCAGUGGACGAGGUCUUCGGACAGGUGUGCACAGCUAUCGAUGGUCUGAAGUAAACUGGACAUGACUGGACGGACUGUUUUGGUCUUUUCCUUUGUAUCCCCCUUUUCAAUGUGUCCCCAUCUUAACAACAACAACAACAACAACAACAACAUCAACAAAAGCGCAUCAACAAAGGACAGAAACUAAGAAAAGAAAGUGCCGAGUCAUCCUGAGAGCCGGCUACUGCCUUAAUUCAGUCUGCUCCACAGGCACCUCAUCACGUCAUCUCUGAGCCCCCCCCCCACGCUCCGUCCAUAAACCAGCAGGACAGGUCGCCACCCCGGUCAUCAUCACCACCAUCACCACGUCUGUUUUUGUCUCUUGCGCUUAGGUGUUCUUCAGCUGAGUGUCCACCUGUCCACCCUGUGUGUGUGUGUGUGUGUGUGUGUGUGUGUGUGAGCGUGAGUGUGUGAGUGUGAGUGUGUCAUACACUGUCUCCUUUCAUUGCGCUGAUGGACCUGUGUCCUCCAUUCUCAUUAAAACACCUUCUUUCAAAAAGAAAAGAAAAACAUCA